UGGGGAGAAGCUGGAGCUGCUGAGGCUGGACCUGGACGAACUCAGUGGGGGCAAGUUCGGAGGCGAGGCUGUGGGUAAGAUCCCGGAGGACAUGAAGGCGGCCCUCACCUCUGCUAUUCGGCGUAUCUGGGCGCUUUCAAAGAGGAGGAGGGGUGGCUGCAGCGCAAGGUGAAGGAGGAGCUGGGCGGCGCACUGAUCACCGUGAAGCAGCGGUGCAGCGGACUUGAAGAGGAGUGGAACCAGCAGAGGCGGUGGAGGUGUUUGGGGAGAAGCUGGAGCUGCUGAGGCUGGACCUGGACGAACUCAGUGGGGGCAAGUUCGGAGGCGAGGUUGUGGGUAAGAUCCUGGAGGACAUGAAGGCGGCCCUCACCUCUGCUCUGAAGCGCUAUUCGGCGUAUCUGGGCGCUUUCAAAGAGGAGGAGGGGUGGCUGCAGCGCAAGGUGAAGGAGGAGCUGGGCGGCGCACUGAUCACCGUGAAGCAGCGGUGCAGCGGACUUGAAGAGGAGUGGAACCAGAUUAGUCUGCUGGGCACAUCGGGCCUCUCUGGAUCGUACAUUGAGCAAAGGGGACACUGAUUCCUACAGGGGCCUGGAAUUUGA
This is a messenger RNA of Closterium sp. NIES-67, 599 nucleotides long. The record is from the annotation of a GenBank genome assembly. NCBI's taxonomy places the organism in Eukaryota, Viridiplantae, Streptophyta, Zygnematophyceae, Desmidiales, Closteriaceae.